AUGGAUCAAGAAAACAAGUUGAUCCACAGCACCUCAACAUGGAAGACGAGAAACCCCACUUGCCAUAUUCAAACUUCAUUGUCCCUUCAGCAAAAUGAUCACAGACUCAAGUGCAACUCUUCCUAUAAAACAAGCAAUGAUGAUGGUGAUGAGAGCAAAGAGAAAGAGAAUAAUGAGAAUGGUACUAGGGUUGAGGAGAUUACAGGGCGUGAGAGGUUGAAGAGGCAUAGAGAAGAAGUGAAGGGAGAGGUUAAGAUACCAGAAAAUUGGGAGAAGGAACCGAAGCUGAAGGAAUGGGUUGAUUAUACAACGUUUAAUGCAUUAAUAUCUGUUCCUCAUGCAUUGAUUGUUACUGCUCGUGAUGCGCUUAUUGAUGAUGUACGUAAAUCAAGAUCACAAAGACUAAGGAUCCAUCACUAG
This is a messenger RNA of Vicia faba (fava bean), 420 nucleotides long. The record is from the annotation of a GenBank genome assembly. Lineage: Eukaryota; Viridiplantae; Streptophyta; Magnoliopsida; Fabales; Fabaceae.